CUAUAUAAAGGGCUGCUGAGCACAGUCUGGCUGCUACCUGCUUUGGUGACAGCGAAAACCCACAGCGGCAACCAUGAGGUGGAGCUGUGUGUGGUUGUGUGUCCUUACUUUGUCUGUUGUUGUCACUGAUGUACAAGCCAGGUUUGUUCGCAACCACGUCAGCAGCAUCUGCAGCACAUGGGGCAGAGAGCACUUCAAGACGUUCGAUGGUGACGUGUACCAGUUCCCCGCAAUGUGUGAAUACAAUCUGGCCUCGGACUGCCACGAGUCCUACCAGGAGUUCUCUGUGCACAUGAGGCGGAGAGAGCAAGAUGGAAACCCUACAGUCAGUUAUGUGGUGGUCACUAUCAACGACCUCUCAUUCAUCCUCAGCAAGAGUCUGGUCACUGUGAAUGACCUGCCUAUCAAAAUGCCAUACUACAACGCAGGGGUACAAGUGGAAAGAAAUGCUGUUUACAUCAAACUCCACUCCAAAGUCGGCAUAACAGUCAUGUGGAACGGUGACGAUGCAGUCAUGGUGGAACUGGAUCGUGAAUAUGCCAAUCGAACUUGUGGACUUUGUGGAGACUUCAAUGGUGUUUCAGUCUUGAAUGAGUUCAUUCAUGAUGGUCGCAAAAUCAGCCCAAUUGAGUUUGGCAACAAACAAAAAGUCCAUCGGCCAGACGAAGAUUGUGAGGAUCCCUAUGAAGAGGACUACGAAUCACUGGACGCUGGGAAUGUGCCGGAUUCAUGCAUGGAGUUUCAAACCACCUGCGACCAAAUGUUCCGUUCAAAGUCCUGGAACUCCUGUGCCAAACUGAUUGACCCUGAACCUUACAUCCAGGCCUGUGUGCUGGACCUAUGCGGCUGCACCAACAAUACAAGCGACUUCUGUGUCUGCAGCACACUGUCAGAGUUCUCUCGUCAGUGUUCCCAUGCAGGCGGGCAGCCUCCCAACUGGAGGAAACCUCAGUUCUGUGCUAAACAGUGCCCGUUCAACAUGGUUUAUGAAGAGAGUGGUUCCCCAUGCAUGGAUACCUGCACACAUCGUGACACAAGUUCACUGUGUGAGGAUCACAAAAUGGAUGGCUGCUUCUGUCCUCAUGGAACCGUGUUAGAUGAUAUCUCCAAGAGAGGGUGCAUUGUUCAAUCUGAAUGUCAGUGCAAACAUGUCAAAGUCUAUAACUCUGGUGAUGUUUACCGACAGGACCGAGCUGAAUGUACAUGUUUGGAGGGUAGAUGGGCUUGUAAGAGCCUCAAUACGCCUGCUACGUGUUCAAUUGAAGAGGGUUCACAUGUAACGACCUUUGAUGGGAAAAGCUUCACCUUCCAUGGAGAUUGUUAUUACACCCUCGCCAAGGUGGAAAGCAAGGAUGCUGCCAGUCCAAAGUUCACCCUCCUGGUCCAGCUGGCGCCAUGUGCAAACCAAGAGUUUGACACUUGUCUUAAAACCCUUAAGAUCCUACUGAACAAUGACAGAAACAAUGUAUUAACAUUCACUUCAGAUGGCAAAGUACAGCAGAACACCCAGACCAUCAGUUUGCCAUACCAGGCACAAGGCAACAUCCACAUAUUCCAUGCGUCAUCCUUUCACAUCUUGCUCCAGACCAGUUUUGGGCUGCAAAUUCAAGUCCAACAUGUGCCUGUCAUGCAAGUAUACGUCAGCCUGGAGCAGAGCUACAGAGCAAAGACACGUGGUUUAUGUGGGAACUACAACAUGGUCCUGUCUGAUGAUAUGAAGACACCUCAGGGGAUAGUGGAGGGAACAGCAGUCCCUUUUAGUAACUCCUGGAAGGCAAACCUCAUGUGUCGAGACAGAGCGGAAAGACUUGAUGACCCCUGUUCCCUCAGUGUGGAGAAUGAGAGGUACGCCAAACACUGGUGCACCUUGUUGCUGAGCUCAAAUAAUACCUUCGCACAGUGUCGUUCAGUGGUGGAUCCUGAGAUGUACUACAAGAGAUGCAUUUAUGCAAGCUGUAACUGUGAGAAGAGUGAAGCCUGCCUGUGUGCCGUCUUCUCCUCUUAUGCACGGGCUUGUGCGUCAAAGGGAGUGUUCUUGACAAACUGGAGAGAUAAUGUGUGCGAGAAAUACACAAGGAGCUGUCCAGCUUCUCAGACCUUCUCUUACAAACACCAGCGGUGCCAGUUGACCUGCAGAUCUCUGGGUUCAAAGCAGCAGAGCUGCACCUCUGACUUCCUGCCCAUGGAUGGCUGCUCCUGCUCUGAGGGUCUGUACCUAAAUGAAAAAGGCAUCUGCGUCUCCAUGGCAAAGUGUCCCUGCUACCAUAACGACAUGUACAUUAAGCCAGGAAAGUCCAUCAACAUCAAGGAUGAGCAUUGUGUUUGUACUAAUGGAAUACUCCAUUGUCAUUCUUGGAGAGUCCGCACAUCAACGUGCCCUUCUCCAAAAGAAUUCUUCAACUGCUCUGCUCAGGCCACAGGAGAGCUUGGAAAUCAGUGUGCUCGGACUUGUUUAAAUCUGGACAACGAUGAUUGUGACCUCACAGAUUGCGAAUCUGGCUGUCGGUGUCCCAAGGGCCUCAUCGAAGAUGGCAAAGAUUCUUGUGUGAAAGAAAAUGAAUGUCCAUGUCAGCAUAAUGGCCGUCUAUACGCCCCAGGAGCACAAAUUACUAACCAGUGUAACAACUGUACCUGCAAAGGUGGAACUUGGGAGUGCACAGAGAUAAAAUGUCAAGGAACUUGCAUUAUUUAUGGGAGCGGUCACUACAGUACAUUUGAUCAGCAGACAUAUGAAUUUCAAGGAGAUUGUGCCUACAUUGCUGUCAAGAACAACUGUGGCAAUAAAACAGUAGAGAACAACUUUGGAGUUACCACAGAAAAUGUGAAAUGUGGAUCCACAGGCACCACAUGCUCCAAAUCUGUCAGGAUCCAACUUGGGCGAAUCGAAGUCAAACUUGCAAAGGGUAAAUAUGAAGUGGAGGACCUAGGACAUGGCCCUGAGAUUUUGUACCAAAUAAGAACGGUUGGCUUGUAUCUGGUGGUAGAAUCUGCCAUUGGUCUGGCAGUGAUUUGGGAUCGCAAAACAACUGUUCGCAUCAUGCUGGAACCACAGCAUAGCGGAGAUGUAUGUGGCCUGUGUGGAGAUUUUGAUGGUGACGGCCAGAAUGAUUUCACCACCCAGGGUCAGCUGGUAGUGAGCAAUCCUAUAGAAUUUUCAAACAGCUGGAAAGUGUCCAGCAGCUGUCCAGAUGUGGAAUCAAACGUUGACCCUUGUAAAGUAUCACCCAGUCGACAUCACUGGGCAAAAAUGAUGUGUAGCAUUAUUACUGGAGAAAAGUUCAAAGACUGCCACAAUAAGGUAGACUCCCUUCCAUUUUAUGACAACUGUGUGAGAGACGCAUGUGCCUGUGACACUGGAGGAGACUGUGAGUGUUUGUGCACAGCUGUUGCAGCCUAUGCUCAAGCUUGUAAUGAGGCUGAUGUCUGUGUUGCGUGGAGGACUCCAGAUAUCUGUCCUGUCUUUUGUGAUUAUUACAACAGUCCAGGUGAAUGCAAGUGGCAUUACAACCCUUGUCACACACCCUGCUACAAGACCUGUUUGAAUCCAGAGGGAAUUUGUUAUAACCCUUUACCAAAUCUGGAAGGCUGUUACCCUGUAUGCCCGGAAGAUAAGCCCAUAUUUGAUGAGGAAAACCAAAUAUGUGUGGAGGAAUGUAAAGGUUGCUUUUACAAUGGGACAAAAUAUGAAGAAAAUGACAUUAUUUACAAUGUGACUGACAACUACGGAAUGUGCUACUAUGCAAUCUGCAAAAACACAACAGUGAUAUUUGGAAAUUAUACCUGCUCUCCCACAACUCCUACCACAACCCUGCCAACCGAACCUCCUACUACAACUGCAGGGCCGACCACGACCACGAAAUCUACAACUCUGCCAACCGAACCUCCUACCACAACUGCAGGGCCAAACAUGACCACAAAACUGCCAACCGAACCUCCUACUACAACUGCAGGGCCAACUAUGACUACACAAUCUACAACCCUGCCAACCAAACCUCCUACUACAACUGCAGGGCCAACCACAACUACAAAAUCUACAACCAAACCUCCUACUACAACUGAAGAGCAAUCAACCACGAAAUCUACAACACCACAAACAACGUUGACCUCUGCCAGUACUACAUGUAAUCCAAUGUGUGAGUGGUCAGAAUGGUAUGAUGUGCAUGAUGCAACAGUGGAUAAUAGCGACUGGGAAACAUAUAAGAAUAUCACAGACAGUGGUCUUACAAUAUGCAAAACACCCAAAGAAAUUGAAUGCAGAGCAACACUAUAUCCUGAAAUAGACUUUGAUCAAUUUGUAGAGGAAACUGGCCAAGUUGUCACUUGUAAUGUGGGAAUUGGUUUGAUAUGUAGAAAAGAGGACCAGCGGAGGAGAAAGUGCUUAAACUAUGAGAUCAGAGUAUGUUGUGAGGUUGACUCAUGUCCAACUACAUCACAUUCAACUCCAUCAACUACACCUCGUACUACAAAAGGGACAACGACAACAACUACAACAAAACCAACAGAACCUCCUACUACCACGUCAGGGCCAACCACAACCACACCAACCAAACCUCCUACAACAACCAAAGAGCCAAACACUCAAUCGACAACCCUGCCAACCGAACCUCCUACUACAACUGCAGGGCCGACCACGACCACGAAAUCUACAACUCUGCCAACCGAACCUCCUACCACCACUGCAGGGCCGACCACGACCACAAAAUCUACAACCCUGCCAACCGAACCUCCUACCACAACUGCAGGGCCUACCACGAUCACAAAAUCUACAACCCUGCCAACCAAACCUCCUACUACAACUGGAGGGCCGACCACGACCACAAAAUCGACAACCCUGCCAACCCAACCUCCUACCACCACUGCAGGGACAACCACAACCGAAAAAUCGACAACCCUGCCGACCGAACCUCCUACCACAACUGCAGGGCCGACUACAACGGAAAAAACUACAACCCUGCCAACCGAACCUCCUACCACAACUGCAGGGCCGACCACGACCACAAAAUCGACAACCCUGCCGACCGAACCUCCUACCACAACUGCAGGGCCGACCACAACAGAAAAAACUACAACCCUGCCAACCGAACCUCCUACCACCACUGCAGGGCCGACCACAACAGAAAAAUCCACAACCACGCCAAGUAAACCUCCUACUAAAACUGCAGGGCCGACCACGACCACAAAAUCUACAACCCUGCCAACCGAACCUCCUACCACAACUGCAGGGCCUACCACGAUCACAAAAUCUACAACCCUGCCAACCAAACCUCCGACUACAACUGCAGGGCCAACCAUAACAGAAAAAUCCACAACCACGCCAACUAAGCCUCCUACUACAACGGCAGGGCCGACCACGACCACAAAAUCUACAACCCUGCCAACCGAACCUCCUACGACAACUGCAGGGCCUACCACGAUCACAAAAUCUACAACCCUGCCAACCAAACCUCCGACUACAACUGCAGGGCCAACCACAACAGAAAAAUCCACAACCACGCCAAGUAAACCUCCUACUGCAACUGCAGGGCCGACCACAACCACAAAAUCUACAACCCUGUCGACCGAACCUCCUACCACCACUGCAGGGCCGACCACGACCACAAAAUCAACCACCCUGCCGACCGAACCUCCUACUACAACUGCAGGGCCGACCACGACGACAAAAUCUACAACCCUGCCAACCGAACCUCCUACCACCACUGCAGGGACAACCACAACCGAAAAAUCCACAACCACGCCAAGUAAACCUCCUACUACAACUGCAGGGCCGACCACGACCCCAAAAUCGACAACCCUGCCAACCGAACCUCCGACUACAACUGCAGGGCCAACCACAACAGAAAAAUCCACAACCACGCCAAGUAAACCUCCUACUACAACUGCAGGGCCGACCACGACCACAAAAUCUACAACCCUGCCAACCGAACCUCCUACCACCACUGCAGGGCCGACCACGACCACAAAAUCUACAACCCGGCAAACCGAACCUCCUACUACCACUGCAGGGCCGACCACAACCACAAAAUCUACAACCCCGCCAACCAAACCUCCGACUACAACUGCAGGGCCAACCACAACAGAAAAAUCCACAACCACGCCAAGUAAACCUCCUACUACAACUGCAGGGCCGACCACGACCACAAAAUCUACAACCCUGCCGACCAAACCUUCUACAACCCUGCCAACCGAACCUCCUACCACAACUGCAGGGCCGACCACGACCACAAAAUCUACAACCCUGCCAACCAAACGUCCGACUACAACUGCAGGGCCAACCACAACAGAAAAAUCCACCACCACGCCAACUAAGCCUCCUACUACAAUGGCAGGGCCGACCACGACCACAAAAUCGACAACCCUGCCAACCGAACCUCCUACGACAACUGCAGGGCCUACCACGAUCACAAAAUCUACAACCCUGCCAACCAAACCUCCGACUACAACUCCAGGGCCAACCACAACAGAAAAAUCCACAACCACGCCAAGUAAACCUCCUACUACAACUGCAGGGCCGACCACAACCACAAAAUCUACAACCCUGCCGACCGAACCUCCUACCACCACUGCAGGGCCGCCUCCUACCACAACUGCAGGGCCGACCACAACAGAAAAAACUACAACCCUGCCAACCGAACCUCCUACCACCACUGCAGGGCCGACCACAACAGAAAAAUCCACAACCACGCCAAGUAAACCUCCCACUACAACGGCAGGGCCGACCACGACCACAAAAUCUACAACCCUGCCAACCGAACCUCCUACGACAACUGCAGGGCCUACCACGAUCACAAAAUCUACAACCCUGCCAACCAAACCUCCGACUACAACUGCAGGGCCAACCACAACAGAAAAAUCCACAACCACGCCAAGUAAACCUCCUACUACAACUGCAGGGCCGACCAGGCCGACCACGACCACAAAAUCGACAACCCUGCCGACGGAACCUCCUACCACCACUGCAGGGCCAACCACGACCACAAAAUCGACAACCCUGCCGACCGAACCUCCUACCACAACUGCAGGGCCGACCACAACAGAAAAAUCUACAACCCUGCCGACUGAACCUCCUACCACAGCUGCGGGGCCAACCACGACCACAAAAUCUACAACCCUGCCAACCAAACCUCAUACCACCACUGCAGGGCCGACCACAACUGAAAAAUCCACAACCACGCCAAGUAAACCUCCUUCUACAACUGCAGGGCCGACCACAACCACAAAAUCUACAACCACACCAAGUAUACCUACUACUACAACUGCAGGGCCGACCACGACCACAAAAUCGACAACCCUGCCGACCGAACCUCCUACCACAACUGCAGGGCCGACCACAACAGAAAAAUCUACAACCCUGCCGACCGAACCUCCUACCACCACUGCAAGGACAACCACAACCGAAAAAUCCACAACCACACCAAGUAAACCUACUACUACAACUGCAGGGCCGACCACGACCACAAAAUCUACAACCCUGCCAACCGAACCUCCUACUACAACUGCAGGGCCGACCACGAUCACAAAAUCUACAACCUUGCCAACCCAACCUCCUACUACAACUGCAGGGCCUACCACGAUCACAAAAUCUACAACCCUGCCAACCAAACCUCCAACUACAACUGCAGAGCCAACCACAACAGAAAAAUCCACAACCACACCAAGUAAACCUCCUACUACAACUGCAGGGCCGACCACGACCACAAAAUCUACAACCCUGCUGACCGAACCGCCUACCACAACUGCAGGGCCGACCACGACCACAAAAUCGACAACCCUGCCGACCGAACCUCCUACCACCACUGCAGGGCCGACCACAACCACAAAAUCUACAACUCUGCAAACCAAACCUCCUACUACCACUGCAGGGCCAACCACAACCACAAAACCUACAACCAAACCUCCUACUACAAGUACAGGGCCGACCACAACCCCACUCACCAAAUCUCCGACUACAACUGAGGGGCCAACUACUGUUUCCACAACACCUUUUGAAUCAGCAGUCACUAGUCCUACAAUCCUAACCUCAACAUUACAUCCCUCAACGGCCCCAUUGGUCCCUGAACAUACUACACCAACAACAUUAACCACAUUAAGUUCCACUACUGAAUGCUUUUGCAUCUUUAAUGGCAACCAUUAUAAACCAGGGGAGGUAAUAUUUGACAUGAAACACCUUGGAUCAGGUGUAUGUCUCACAAUGAUAUGUUCUGACAUUUGUGAGAUUCAAAACAAGACCGAAAUUUGCACCACGCCUAUGCCUACUCCUACCCCUACACCUACACCCUAUAGACCUACCUGCCCUGAAUGGGAUGUCGCACAAAAUGAGACCUUCUUUCUGUGCAACUGCACCAUGGCCAAAUGUAUUGAAAACAACACAAUUGAAAUCGUCCCAUAUGAAUGUCCACCCCUUGAGAUCAUCACUUGUACCAAUGGAAAGAAACCAGUUCUUGUUUACGAUGAGUACCACUGCUGCCAACAUUAUGUUUGUGACUGUGUAUGUGAAGGCUGGGGAGAUCCUCAUUACAUCACAUUUGAUGGAUUAUUCUACAGUUACCAAGGAAACUGUACUUAUGUUUUGAUGGAGGAGAUUUUACCAAAACAUAACCUGAAGAUUUAUAUUGACAAUGUCUUUUGUGACCCAACUGAAGAUGUUUCUUGUCCGCGAUCGUUAAUUAUAACAUAUAAUUCACAAGCUGUCGCACUCAUAAACCAUAACCUCAUAGGAAAAGCGCAGUUGGAGGCUCUGAAAAAUGGAAAACGUCUAAAACUACCAUAUUCACAAGAUGGUGUUAAGAUCAUAGAUUCUGGUAUUAAUUUGGUUUUGGAGAUCCCUCGUUUCAACGUGGUCAUUAUGUUUGGAAUAACCGGCUUCACCGUUACACUUCCAUAUCAAUACUUUGGCAAAAAUACACAGGGCCAUUGUGGUACAUGCACCAACAACACAUCUGAUGACUGCAUGUUGCCUGGCGGCCAGCUGAUUGAAAGUUGUGCCGUAAUGGCUGACUAUUGGCCUGCAAAAGACAUUUACCAACCCAGCUGUGAGAAACCAGCUCUACUACCCACCGAAAAACCGGAAAUUAUAAACCCUGAACCAUGCAAUCCAGAUAGCAUAUGCAACAUGCUUAAAAGCAGUGUCUUUGCAGAAUGCCAUCCCUAUGUCUCCCCUGACAAUUUCUACCGAGGUUGUGUUUUUGAUAGCUGUCAUGUUUCCAAUCCAGCAGUAGAUUGCACAAGUUUGCAAACCUAUGCUUCUGCCUGUGCCCAGGCAGGCAUUUGCCUUCAGUGGAGGAACCACACCACACUGUGUAAGAGUGAUUGCCCAUCAAACAAAGUUUACAAACCUUGUGGUCCUGUACAACAGCCAACUUGUGAAGACAAUUCUAAUGAAGAAAUUAUGAACAUCACUACUGAGGGCUGCUUUUGUCCAGAUGGAAUGAAGCGCUUCAACAAGGAAUCUGGCGUAUGUGUUGAAAAGUGUGGGUGUCUUGAUCCUGAGGGCAUUCCUCGUGAGGUUAAUGAGAAGUUUGACUACAGAUGCCAAAACUGCAUCUGUGAAGAGUCCACCAGGACUGUGAAUUGCGAGCCCAAGGUGUGUCCAGAACCACCUAAAGCAAACUGCACUGGUCCAGGGUUUGUCCUUGUCAGCCAAACAAAUCCCUCAGACAGUUGUUGUCUUGCCUACACUUGCCAAUGUCAAAGCAGCAAUUGCCCAGUUAAAAACUUCAACUGUCUAGUUGGAUAUAUGCCAUUUGUCUUUGUCCCUGAGGGAGAAUGCUGUCUGGAACAUAAAUGUGACCCUAAAAAAGUUUGUGUCCACAAUCAGACUGAAUACCACCUUGGCUCUCCAAUGCCUGCAAAGCCAGGAUCAUGUGAAAAAUGCGCCUGUAGCAAUGUGAUGGAACCCCGUUCUGGUCUAUUCCUAAAAAAGUGUGAGGUUCAGCAAUGUCAAGAAAAAUGUGACGUGGGAUAUGAAUAUGUGGAAUUGGCUUCAGAUGAAUGUUGUGGAAAGUGUGUUCAGACACACUGUGCCCUCAGUGUCAAUGGAACCGAGCAACUGUUGGAGCAAGGAGAAACCUGGUCACCACCUGAGGACAAGUGUGAGCAUUUCACCUGUGUUAAGAGGGGUGAGAUUUUAACAGCCAUCAGCUCACAUAUUCUGUGCCCGCCUUUUGAGCAGAGCAACUGCCAACCUGAGACAAUCCAGACUGCGGCCAAUGGCUGUUGUAAAAUAUGUGUCGAGAGGGAGAAAGCCUGCAAGUUAAUAUCCAUGAAAACCCUUGUUAGUUACAAGGGCUGUCAGUCUUACAAUCUGAUCGACAUACCAUACUGUGAAGGAUCCUGCAACACUGUCGCCAGGUACUCUGAAGCAGCAGCUUCUAUGCAGCACAAAUGCUCCUGCUGUAAGGAGAUGCGCUACACCAUUCGCAGUAUUGACUUGCACUGCCUGAAUGGAGACGUGGUUCCCUACAACUACAUACAUGUGGAGGAGUGUGCCUGUGACAAUACGGACUGCACCAAAGCUGCUGGGAAAUCUCCUCGCAGGAGGCGAAGCUUCACACUAGUGUAAUAAAAAAAAUGUUUUGGGGUGGGAUGUAAAAAGUUACUCCCAUAUUGUUCUAACAAUCAUCAAACAUCUUACAAAGUUAUUGUCCCUGUCGUAAGACUAUUCAUCAAUUGAUUGAAUAAAAAAAAUGCAGCUUCA
This is a messenger RNA of Scophthalmus maximus (turbot), 10693 nucleotides long. Its product is annotated as mucin-2. The coding region runs from base 74 to 10558 and encodes 3494 amino acids. Gene Ontology annotation, molecular function: protein binding. Gene Ontology annotation, cellular component: extracellular matrix. The record is from RefSeq and is a predicted model, not a curated record. The transcript is spliced from 48 exons. NCBI's taxonomy places the organism in Eukaryota, Metazoa, Chordata, Actinopteri, Pleuronectiformes, Scophthalmidae.